CUGAGUUUCUGGUUUGACGGGUCAGCUGGUUUUUCAUGCAACAGGCAGACUUGCUCCACUUCUGCAGAGACACAGAGGCCUUGUAAACCAGCAGAGAUGGCGAAGCUGAUGGAAGAUGAGGUAUUUAUGGCCUUCACCACCUAUGCAGCUAUUGUCAUUCUGAAGAUGUUGCUGAUGGCGCCAUUGACUGCAUUCUACCGCUUAACCAAGGGGGCUUUUGCAAAUGAGGAAGACGUGGCCUUAAAGCCCAUGGAGGAGAGGAAGAAGCUGCUCAGAACCGAUCCGGAUGUAGAGCGAGUUCGAAGAUGUCACCAGAACGACCUGGAGAACAUCGUUCCCUUCGUACUGAUCGGCCUUCUCUACGCUCUGACUGGACCCGAGCUCUCAGCCGCUCUGCUUCACUUCCGCGUCUUUGCCGGCUGUCGGAUCUUCCACACCAUCGCCUACAUCAGCGUUCUGCCUCAGCCCAGCAGGGGUCUGUCUUGGUUAGUGGGCGUGCUGGUCACACUCUCCAUGGCUUACAGGGUUCUCAGCACAGUUCUGGUCCUUUAGAGACAAUACUGAACCAGCAGACCUCGUCUGCAAAGGCUCACAUUCCUACAGGAAGCCUUUUUUUUUUCUACUUAGCUCUUGCUACAGCUAGCUAUGAGCUUGAUUAUUAAACAUCAUUUGCACUUCAUCUUUGCUUUCCCUGAAACUAUUGUCUAUUGGAUGGAAAAUGUGUUUUUAUUAAACUUUUCUAUCAG
Molecule: messenger RNA, 746 nt
Organism: Anoplopoma fimbria (sablefish)
Lineage: Eukaryota; Metazoa; Chordata; Actinopteri; Perciformes; Anoplopomatidae
Product: microsomal glutathione S-transferase 1-like
Exons: 4
Coding region: 97-552 (151 amino acids)
Cellular component (GO): membrane; mitochondrion
Molecular function (GO): glutathione transferase activity
Source: RefSeq, a predicted model, not a curated record